Messenger RNA from Monopterus albus (swamp eel), 1942 nucleotides. It is a transcript of the gene sp8a, whose product is annotated as sp8 transcription factor a. Gene Ontology annotation, molecular function: DNA-binding transcription factor activity, RNA polymerase II-specific; RNA polymerase II cis-regulatory region sequence-specific DNA binding. The coding region runs from base 676 to 1920 and encodes 414 amino acids. The transcript has 2 exons. NCBI's taxonomy places the organism in Eukaryota, Metazoa, Chordata, Actinopteri, Synbranchiformes, Synbranchidae. The record is from RefSeq and is a predicted model, not a curated record. Gene Ontology annotation, biological process: regulation of transcription by RNA polymerase II.
AAAAGCUUUUCUGUCUGACACAUUAAACAUUCAAAACCCAAGUGUUUACUUUGACCUAAAAAUACACUAAACCUAAUUUGUCCCUCUAUCCAGAAAGUACUGUUAUUGUUGAAUAUUUCAAAUAUUUUCUUUUUAUACAUAUUCUCACAGUUUAUUAUCAUGGUGACCAUCACUGGGCUCUCCUGGGGCCCUUGCACGUUGCCCACUCUGCCCGGUUCAUAACAUUGUUGUGUUUGUGUUCUGUGAAUAAAUCAGUUACCUUAAAGACAAGUAAAAUAAUUUAAAUACACUUUCAGCCACAUAAAUGUUUCAAGAUAAGAGAAGUCGAUUACUGGUAUUUGUGAUGUGACACUACUGGUGGGAAGCAUGGCCACUUAGUGUUUCAGAGUGGUCAAAUAGUUCCACUGACUCUACUGUAUUGUCUUUGACUUAACUUUGUUGUCCUACUUGUUGAAGCGCGCGCCCGUGAGAACUCACUUUAUCAUUUUACGAAGACCUCGAGCGCAAAAACUUGAGAUGUGAUCUGGCCUGGGAUUGGUCCCCGCGCUCUCACCGGCACUUCAAAGCCACGAAGAAGCUACAACUACUACAGGAGUCAGAGAGGAAACGCAGACUCAUCACGUCCAGUCACUGGGGACACACACAGAGUCAGCCGGAGGUAUCACUGCACGGAUCAUGGCUGCUACACUGUUGGGGGAGGAGCCCCGGCUGGGCAGCGCCCCGCUUGCCAUGCUGGCAGCCACCUGCAGCAGGAUCGGUGAGCCCAGCCCCGCGUACUCUCCUGCUCUUUCUGAUGGCGCCCCGGGACUCGUCAAGGGCUUUCAGCUGUGGAAGGGGGGCGCCUCGAGUACCAGCAGUUUGGGCACCUGCCUGACCUCUCUCGGGGUUCCAUCUGGAGCCCCGAGGACUAACGGGACCGGGCUGAUAGAGUCCUCUAGCGCUUUUUCAGUGACCACUGCCAGCUCUCCGUUUGGAAAUGAUUUUUCAAUGUACCAAACCGCUGUGCCAUCAGACAACAAUGUCCCCGAUCCUACACAAGCACAGAGAUCUGUAUUUCUCACCAAAUUCCCCUCUUCGGUCGAGGGUAUUGCGGGGAUGUAUCCAAGGAUGCACGCACAUCCCUAUGAGUCAUGGUUCAAGCCUGCGGGUGAGGUUGGUAACGGGCCUCCUGCUUGGUGGGAGAUGGGCACCAGCUGGGUGGACACACAGAGCCCGGCCGGAUUACCCUCUCCUCUGAGCGGCUACAGCACUGACUACAACUCUGCCUUCAACCCCGGUGUCUCUCAACACCUGCUUCCCGCCACACAGCACCUGUUUGACAGCUUCAGGCCACCUGUCCAAGCUCCCUACACAGAGCCUAAGACAACGGUAACUUCUGGGCCCUCCGUUGUUUCUGUGCCCGUAUCUUCACGCUCCUCCUCACGGCGCUAUGCCGGCAGAGCCACGUGCGACUGCCCGAACUGUCAGGAGGCGGAGAGCCUUGGCCAGGGUGGCACGAGCCCGCGUCGGAGGGGUCUACACAGUUGUCACAUCCCAGGCUGUGGUAAGGUUUAUGGCAAGACCUCUCACCUGAAGGCCCACCUGCGCUGGCACACCGGGGAAAGGCCCUUUGUCUGCAACUGGCUCUUCUGCGGGAAACGCUUCACACGCUCAGACGAGCUCCAGCGGCAUUUGCGCACGCACACCGGGGAGAAGCGAUUUGAGUGCUCGAUCUGCCACAAACGGUUCAUGCGGUCCGACCACCUCAGCAAGCAUGUGAGGACGCACAGCGCUGAGGGCUCAGAGGAUGGCGGAGAACCGGGACUCGGUAAAGGGAACUGCGACACGGACAGCAGUCACUCCGGUAGCCCGAGCCAGUCUCCCGGGCUGCACAUGCGCGAGACUGUCCAAACCACCCAGGUACAGAGAGCGGUGGAAUAAUUUACCAGAUUAAAUGAGAACA